GGGACACACCGGAAGUGCUACGUUCACCGUGUGGAAGAAGCGGCUUCUCUUUGUAAAUUCACUUCUGCUUUGAUCAUUUCUGUGGUCGGCCGACUCCUGCACCAUGACAGACCGGUACAACAUCCACAGUCAGCUGGAGCACCUGCAGUCCAAGUACAUCGGCACCGGACACGCCGACACCAGCAAGUGGGAGUGGCUCGUGAACCAGCACCGAGACUCGUACUGCUCCUACAUGGGACAUUUCGAUUUACUCAACUACUUUUCUGUGGCCGAGAACGAGACCAAGGCGCGAGUUCGCUUCAAUCUAAUGGAGAAGAUGCUCCAGCCGUGCGGGCCGCCGGCGGACAAACCAGACGACGCCUAGUUUCAACGGCCUCAGUGUCCACGGAGGAUGUGUUGGUUUUGCUGGACAAUGUUUGACCACUCCUAAACUCAAACACAAUUUUCAAGAGCCCGAAUCAGGUUGUUUUUGUUUGUUUUUUUUAUCUCUGUUCUAAUGUCGUUUCCUCGUCACACACAGACCUGGAGUUGUGUUUUUGUUUCAUUCUCACACGUUUAACACACAAACCUGCAGAUUUAGGCUGAGAAAACGCUCUGUUCCACCUUGUGAUGUCAUCGUGUGGUGAUACAGGAAGUGCUCCGCUGUGUUUUUAAACUCCACACACCUUCAUUUCUAGAAUCAUUUGGAUCAUUUCAGCCAAUCUGGAAUUUCAAAUCUCGACUGAACUAAAGGUAAAAGGAGCUGUUCACUUGAAAAAAAACUACCACGUCAUGACAUCACAAGGUGGAACGGAGCAUUUUGAGCUUUGGGGAUGUUACAGACUGAUAAUAAAGUGUGACUCGUGAAACAAACACAGCUCCAGGUCUGUUUUUGAGGAGGUUGCAGCUUUAUAACGCGACUUAAAGCUCAUAAGAGUCUAUUUUGUGUAACGUUGGACCUUUUUAAAGGGGCCAGAUCUGUACAGAUAUUUUAUGGUGAAGGUUAAACUGUUUUAACAUCGUCAUUAUUCAUUUUCAAGUGUGAAUCAUAAAAUCUGUACAGCUAUAGGACCUUGUAUCUCAGGAUGUUUUUGUAUCACUUUUUCCACUUAAUUAAAUGCAGCCUUGAAAUUAAAAUGUAAUUAACAUCCCUGUUUUCUUUCUGCAAAUGUGAACGUUCAGAAUUCAGUGGAGUUGGGACGAGAUACGAUGACAUUUUGACGUGAUUUGUAAUAAAUAAAUUGUGUGGUUAAGGUC
This is a messenger RNA of Periophthalmus magnuspinnatus, 1236 nucleotides long. It is a transcript of the gene sf3b5, whose product is annotated as splicing factor 3b, subunit 5. The record is from RefSeq and is a predicted model, not a curated record. Gene Ontology annotation, biological process: mRNA splicing, via spliceosome. Lineage: Eukaryota; Metazoa; Chordata; Actinopteri; Gobiiformes; Gobiidae. Gene Ontology annotation, cellular component: U2 snRNP; precatalytic spliceosome. The transcript has 2 exons. The coding region runs from base 104 to 364 and encodes 86 amino acids.